AGUGGAGGGGGGAGCCAGUAGUACUGUUGUGAGAAGAGAAGGAGGUGGAGGUGUAGCUUGAGCAGCGCGAGGUGCACCCGAGCCGACGCUUCAGCCCUCAUCGCGCUGCAGGACCCAGCUUCAGUCUUCUCCGGACCACACCACCAGCCACACGGGAGCUUCUAGAGGGGCUUCGCCUGCUUCGUACUUCAGGAGUAGAUCCGCAACCCCAACACAUCAACAGCCAUGGAUGAUCUUCCCCCAGAACAGAUCGCUGUCCUCCGCAAGGCCUUCGAUGCCUUCGACCGCGAGCACACCGGCUCCAUCCCCUGCGACAUGGUGGCGGACAUCCUGCGGCUCAUGGGGCAGCCCUUCAACAAGAAGAUCCUGGAGGAGCUCAUCGAGGAGGUCGACGCCGACAAGUCCGGCCGCCUGGAGUUCGAGGAGUUCAUCACCUUAGCCGCCAAGUUCAUCGUGGAGGAGGACGCCGAGGCGAUGCAGAAGGAGCUCCGGGAGGCCUUCCGGCUGUACGACAAGGAGGGCAACGGCUACAUCCCCACAUCCUGCCUCAAGGAAAUCCUGCGGGAGCUGGACGACCAGCUGACCGAGCAGGAGCUCAACAUGAUGAUCGAUGAGAUCGACUCUGACGGAUCCGGCACCGUCGACUUCGACGAAUUUAUGGAGAUGAUGACCGGAGAAGUCUAGUUUGGUGAUCGUAUCGUGUGCAAAAUAUGACAAAAUGAAUUCAUGGAGAUGAUGGUGGGUGAGGAGUAAAGUGGUCCUGCUCUGAGACACUCAUUUACACAUGGUGAUCAUACACUCCACCCAAUUCAACAGCCUCCCAUGAAGAUCAAAGCCCUCACUCACUCUUUUGAACUAUCAUUUUUGUCAAAACCUACCAUUAUCAUUCUUGACUGUUUUUAAUGUAUGUAUUAUGCCUUAUUCCGUAACAUUUCUUACUGGGCCUAAUUGUGAUUGUGGUGUAUGUUUAGUAUUGAAAUGGGGAGAAUGUUCCAUUUCUGUAAGUUAAAUGUAAGUUGCCUUCUGAGAACCAAAGCACUCUCAGAAGCUGGCACACUUCAACCAUAUUUAUACUUCAAGAGAGUAGAAAAAAUUAAAUCACUCAAGGAGCAGGAAUGUUCGAGAAUCGUUUGCAUAUCUGUUUAUACAAAUAUUGUUUAUCUUGUUUUUAUGAUGUAGCCAGUUAUUUUUACAUUGCGUGUAUCCCUCUCAUAUUUUGACUACAGUAUUCCAAGAAGAGAAUAAAAUGUAAUAAAUUACAAAAUUUGUA
Thrips palmi is the source of this 1270-nucleotide messenger RNA. Its product is annotated as troponin C-like. Gene Ontology annotation, molecular function: calcium ion binding; enzyme regulator activity. The record is from RefSeq and is a predicted model, not a curated record. The coding region runs from base 226 to 684 and encodes 152 amino acids. NCBI's taxonomy places the organism in Eukaryota, Metazoa, Arthropoda, Insecta, Thysanoptera, Thripidae. The transcript is spliced from 7 exons.